UGUGCCGUGGGAGAGGAAGAAGAGGAGGGACAGUGGGAGGAGCGAGUAAACCUUACAGGUCUAACUGGCUGUGCAUGGCUUCAUUCAAGAAUUCACCUUGACACAGGAUAGCACGCCAGGCGUCAGAGCUUUCAUGUGAGUAGAGGACGUGCAGCGUGUGGAACACCAGCAUCCAGGAAAACCUGUUUACGUUCAUAAAAUGUAAUGGAAAGCCCAACAGGAAUGCUCUACGGAGAAGAUGAGAAUGACACUGACCUACCCAAGCCUUUGAGAGAUGAUCUAGAGGCAAUGCACAUUUAUGAGACCAUCGAAGACCCGCCUCAAAAUGAUUUGUAUGAGAUCCCAGAACUCCCGACUUUACCCCAGCCUGAGGCCAGAUCUUCGGGUCUUGGGGUUGAAGGUCCUGGAAAUGCCAACCAGCAGAGCACAAACAGUCCUCUCCCAGUACUCCCAAGAUCUCCCAAUCCACUCAGAUUUAGGCUUCCUAGUGAUUGUUUGCCAGGAAGACAGGGCCUUCGACCCCCUCCUCUUCCUCCCAGGACAGGACUCGAGCUUAAAAAGCAACUUUCCUGUGGAUUCAGCAGGCCUGUUCCAAGGCUGAAUCGUUCCAGUACUGAAGUGUGUAAUCAAGAUCCAUGGGCCAUCACACUAGUAGAUGCUCUGGAGGGCAGCACCAAGAUAGUGGCUUCUUUUUCUGCUGCAACUUCCAGGUUGAUGGCAAAAUACAAGCAUACAGACAUUGUGCACAACCCUGGUGUGGUAUGGGGUCGAAUAUUAGACGUCCACCAUGCCCUGCUGCAGCAGGUGGAGGUGACUAUCAGCGUGUUGUAUGAGAAGACCCAGAUCCCCAUCCCCACCCAAGUGAACAGGACAGUGAAGAGUCUGAUUGAGACCAUCAUCCAGCUGCUCGACCUCCCUCCCAACCAAUCUGAGCAUUAUGUUUUAAAACUGUGUAACUCUGAGGAGUAUUUCAAGAAUGAAGAACUGCUGGGUAUGCACGAGACAAUUCAGAUCUACUACAAGCUUAACCUGGAAGUCCCCGUGCGACUGGUGCAUGUCAACAACAUCAAACGUGGACUGGCCAGAGAUGCUGUGGACGGCAGUACUGCAUGCCAGGUGUUCCACUUCCAGACUCCUGCCUGUGUCUUCAACACCAGCAAGUUGAGUCUUCAGAGUGUGCUCAACAGUUACAGUAGAGAGGCAAAAGAGCUCCUCAGCAGUAAGUCUGGGGUGAAUAUCAAAGUUAUCGUGAGCCAUGUUCGGAACAUCAGCAACUUUCUGUGUGGCGUCACAUGUCAAGAGCUGGAGGAUGCCAUCGGCAACCUCAACAGAAUCAAUCAAAGACCUCUGAGUUAUGAGGAGAUUACAGAGUGUGAAAAUGCCAUGCUCAUGCUCCAUCUGGCGCUGCAGAAAGUGCUGCAGAUAUUUUUUGACAACUUCCAGUCAGACUUCAGAGCGCAGAAGGCAACGUGCAACUCACAAAUCAAUGAUGCAGAUCACAACUGUCACAUCCUCCAAUUCAAAGUCGCUUCUCUCUACAAACUAUACCCCAUCUGGGUAAACACCUAUGAGUCGUUCUCUAUUUCCUGUGAGCUGACAUACGUAGGACGGAAGCUCUUUGAGGCAGAUUGUGAAAAUAUCAGCACUGCUUUGUCACAAGGAAACAUGAUCCAGUGCAACCGCAUGAUAGCGUUCGCUAUUUCAAUAAAUCAGCUUCCAUAUGAGACUAUGCUCACCUUUCGCCUCAAGGGCUCCAAGAAAGGCAAAAGCCCUGAGCUUUUAUCAUGGGCUGUACUACCUCUUUACAGUGAUAAGACUCUUGUAACAGGCACCAUCUUGCUCAGUAUGUCCACUUUGGCUGAGCUGUCCUUCCCUCCAUCCCCUGCCCUGUGUGACAGCCACAGACAAGCCACCAGUGUGAUAAUUCAGCUUCAGUUUCAAGAUCAGACUGAGUGGGAGUAUAAGAGGCCCAUUGCACUCCCUGGGUCAAUGUUGUUUACACAGCCUUGUGAGGAACUGCAGAAGAAAAUGCAGUAUGUUUCUAAGAAGCACUGUCUCUGCUUUCUCACACAGAACGAGAAAGCUUCCCUGUGGUCUAAACGUCACAGCAGCGACAAACAAAGUACCUUCCUCCACCUGCUGUUGGGCGGAGCCCCACAGUGGCUGCCUCAAGACUUGACAGAAAUCUACACGGUACUGGAUAACUGGGCAAUCUAUCUACCUGAGGAAGCCCUUUUCCUGCUCAGUGACAGUUUUCAUGAUCAGACUGUACGGCAGACAGCAAUUCACUAUUUUGAACAGAUACCUGAUGGGGAGCUGGAGAUGUAUCUGCCGCAGCUGGUCCAGGCACUGAAGCAUGAGUGGAAAUUGGAUGGACCCCUGGCGAUGCUGCUCUUGGAGAGAUCCAUUAAGAACAUACGCAUUGCUCAGCAGCUCUUUUGGCUGCUGGAGGAUGCCCGCAACGACCAACACUACCAGAGCUGGUUCAGUAAAGUUCAUUCUGCCCUGCUGUACUGCUGCGGCCGAGUGCUGAGGGAGGAGCUGCAGCGUGAAACCCGUCUGAUGAACGUGAUCGCACAGGUGGCUGGGGCCAUUCGUGCUGCUGACAAGACUCGACGUGAGACUGUUUUGAAAACCAUUACGUGGAGAAUUGAAGAGUUCUUCAAAGAUGGGAUCAGCUGUUGUCUACCGCUAGAUCCAGCAGUCUGUGUGAAUGGUGUGAAUGUAGAUGACUGUAAGGUCUACAGCUCUUUUGCUGCUCCUCUGGGGAUCUCAUUCAUCUGCACUGAGCCUCUGGCCACGAACUACAGUGUUAUCUGCAAGACAGGAGAUGACCUACGUCAGGACAUGCUGGUACUUCAGAUUGUCCGUAUGAUGGACAGAGUGUGGCUCCAAGAGGGACUCGACCUGCAAAUGAUCACCUACAGGUGUCUUUCUACAGGCCACGAACAGGGUCUGGUGGAAGUGGUACCGGAAGCAGUGACCCUGGGGAAGAUUCAUAAGCAGUGGGGUCUGAGUGGAAGCUUUCGAGAAGACACUCUGGAGAAAUGGUUCCACAUGUUUAACAGGACUAAGGAAGACUAUGAAAAGGCUGUGAUGAACUUCAUCCACUCGUGUGCAGGGUGGUGUGUGGCUACCUUCAUUCUGGGCAUCUGUGACCGCCACAACGACAACAUCAUGCUAAAAACGAGUGGACACAUGUUCCACAUUGACUUUGGCAAGAUAAUGGGCAAUGCACAGAUGUUUGCCAGCCUGAAGAGGGACCGAUCUCCCUUCAUCUUUACAUCUGAGAUGAAGCACUUCAUCACUGGUGGAGGGAUGAAGCCUCAACGCUUGCAUCGCUUUGUGGAGCUCUGCUGUGAAGCUUACAACAUAAUCAGACAGCGUUCUGCACUCAUGCUCAGCUUGUUGGAGCUGAUGCUACACGCUGGAAUGCCAGAACUGAAGGACAGCAAUGACCUGCAGUACGUCCAGAGCAACCUCAGGCCUCAUGAUACCGAUCUGGAGGCCACGUCGUUCUUCACAAAGAAGAUCAAGGAGAGUAUGGACUGCGUUGCAGUCAAGAUUAACUUCCUGGCACACAACAUGGUUCAACCAAAGAAAAAGGACACACAACGCCGGGACAGUGUUCCCGCUCCCUCCACCAACAUCCAGGAUGUGGUCAUUUUGGGAUACUCUGCCAAGGGAAGAGAUGUGUUCUAUGACCUAAGAAUAAGCAUUGAUGAUGGGUUUCUGACCAGCGAGAAAACAUUUGGACAGUUUGAACGAAUCCACAAGGAGCUGCAGAAAUGCUUUAUUGAUUCCUCGCUACCACAGUUUCCCAGUUGGUACCAUAUGUCAUUCACCCCGGGCAGGAGGAUGUCUCUGCUGAAUAAAUAUCUAAAAGAGCUCUUCAGUGGACCGUGCAGGGGAAAUGAGUUUGUCUGUAGCUUGUUUCUGGAUGGUCCGAAUGCAGGACAAAACCAAGGACCAAAAAAUGCAGAAGACCGGCCUCAGAUCCAGCUUUACAUUACUUACGCCAACUACAAGCUCUCUGUCUUGAUAAAACACCUUAAGAACAUUAAGCAUCCAAAUGGCUCUAACCCCGAUACCUAUGUGGUCACACACCUGAGGCCAGACCCUCGGCAGUGCUCCAAGAGGAAGACAAAGGUUGUCCGCAAUAAUGUCAACCCCAUCUUCAACGAACUGCUGGAGUACACUUCGGUCACAAUGCUGUAUGGGAUGGUGCUGGAGGUGACAGUGAAGAGCAAGAAGGCUUUUGUGGCUGCAGUUAACAUUAAACUGGAUGAAAAGUUGCUUAACCAGGAGAUCUGGUUCCCUCUCGGAAACUCCGCCAUCUGACCUCAGAGAGCUGCACUGCAGGCUUGCUGCCAGCAGGGGGUGCAACCACACCGAGUGAGCGAAUCGAUUGGAGAAUUUUGGAGAGAGACGCCUGUGAAGGGGAAGAAUGCACUGUAUACCAAACAGUGCGUGCCAGUUAUGUCUAUUUAUCAGAUGAAACUUAAUCUCAUUCCAGAGCUAAAAAUACUGCCAGCGGAUGAGAGCGUUUGGAUAAAGUUACAAAAACAGACUGAAAGACACAGCAGACUGUUUGCUGUGUGAGACAUCAUUUAGCGUUUCAUUAUGUCUAAAUGUUUACCAAAUGAAAGCCUUUUGUUUAUUAGUUUUUCUGACACUACCUUGGUGAUGGAUGAAGGAAAGAAGCUUAUUUUUUUUAAUCACUGUUGCACUUUCAUUUCUACUUGACUUUGUUUUUAGUGAGAAUCAAAGCAGACUGAGUAAACUUGCAUGUUGCUGAGACUGUUGAUGUGACAGAUUAAAGAGGAGGUGAUGCGGC
Messenger RNA from Archocentrus centrarchus (flier cichlid), 4837 nucleotides. RefSeq names its product phosphatidylinositol-4-phosphate 3-kinase catalytic subunit type 2 gamma (gene pik3c2g). The transcript is spliced from 33 exons. Gene Ontology annotation, cellular component: plasma membrane; cytoplasm; phosphatidylinositol 3-kinase complex. Gene Ontology annotation, biological process: phosphatidylinositol 3-kinase/protein kinase B signal transduction; cell migration; phosphatidylinositol-3-phosphate biosynthetic process. Bases 205 to 4341 code for a protein of 1378 amino acids. Gene Ontology annotation, molecular function: 1-phosphatidylinositol-3-kinase activity; 1-phosphatidylinositol-4-phosphate 3-kinase activity; phosphatidylinositol binding. NCBI's taxonomy places the organism in Eukaryota, Metazoa, Chordata, Actinopteri, Cichliformes, Cichlidae. The record is from RefSeq and is a predicted model, not a curated record.